UUACUUCUCAGUUGUCAAAAGUCUGACACAACAACUGCUAUCAGUAAGGGUUUAUUUAUUUGGUUUUGUGCCAGUUUCUGUGCUCCAAGUUGGCGAAACCACGUCGGAAUAAUGAAAAUGCCGCCUGCCAGUGUGGAAAAUCAAAAUUCCGCCCUCCUAUCGACCGAGGAAAACCUACAAGUGUUCAAAUUGUUGGGCAAUCGGUGCCAAACCAUCGCCACCACAGUGGUGCAACUUUUCCUCACGGCGCCUCCCAACCAUUCGCAAUGGAUUAAAAAGGAGACGGGCGUGUUGUGCUACGUGAAGGACAACAGCAAGAAAAACUACUUUUUUCGCCUGUUCAAUUUGCGCCAAAACCAAAUGGUUUGGGAGCAUGAAAUGUACAGCAAUAUGGAGUAUAUUGAGUCAACCGCUUGGUUUCACAUGUUUGAAGGUGAAGACUGCAUUGUGGCCUUUAAUUUCGCUAACCAACAGGAAGCGCUGCAGCUGAAGGCUGCAGUCGAUCAGAAACUGAGCGCACUGAGAAGGAAGGAGGAGAAGAAGGCCAGGCAAGUAAACCAGACUCCAUCGAUAAAGUUACCACCUAAGACCCUUGAUUCUAUCGUCAAGCAGGAGCUCAGGCUGGAGAAAAGGAAACGGAACAUCACUAAGGCCGAUAUCAGUACUCCAAUGGACUUCGUGCACAUUUCCCAUGUCGGCUGGAAUCCCAAUACGGGCUUCGAUGUGGACAUUGCAGAUGAGCAGUUGAAGUCCCUCUUUGACACGGCAGGUGUUUCGAAGAAACAGCUGCAAGAUAAAGACACUCGGGAGUUUAUCUAUGAUUUUAUCAGCAAACAUCGCAAAUCGGCUCUGGAUGCGGACGCUAAUCCGCCAGUGGUGCCUCCAAGGGGCCCAACCAGGCCCACUUCGGCCAAUCCCAGGCCCGCGCCGCCACCCCCUCCAGUCCCCAAUCGGCAAGAUAACGCUCCAAGAAAACCCAGGCCGCCUUCGCCGCCGAAGUUUGCUAAGGGUGGGGCGGCGCCGCCGCCUCCUCCACCGCCGCCCCCAAUGGUCGAGAACGUUCCUCCGCCUCCGCCCAUGAUGGUCAGCAGUCUCCAGCCUCAAUCGCCUCCUGCUUUGGACGGCAACGCCGCUUUGCUGCAGAGUAUUCGCGAUGGAGCCACUCUGAAGCCGGUGGAGGAAAGAAAGUCGUCGCCAGUUGACGACGCUCGCGGCGAUUUGUUGAGCGCAAUUCGCAAAGGAAUCCAGCUGAAGCCGGUGGAUGAACGGGAAAUUAAGCCGGCUCAAGAUCCUUCUCCCAAUAGUACUGGAGGCAUCGAUUUAGCCAGGGCUCUGAAGCAGGCGCUUUUAGAGAGGAGCAAGCUGAUCCAUUCAGAGGACGAUGAUGAUGACACCAGCAGCACUUCCAACGAUGACGAUUGGGACGAUUGAGUUCAGUGCUCGACUAACUGAACGGUAGAUGUGCGAAUGAAUCAACUGUUCAGUUUAUAAUACUUUUAUUCUACGUACAACAACAAAAACAAUAAAAUAUUACAGCUAGAAGCCUUUGUUACAUAUAUAAACAAAAAAUACUAUAACAGUCUACUUAUGUAUGUAUAUUUUUCACUACGGUGAUGUCGUCUUUACAUUUACAGAACAUUCUCAGGCGAAUAAAGCUCGAUUAACAUAAACCAGUA
Dendroctonus ponderosae (mountain pine beetle) is the source of this 1676-nucleotide messenger RNA. RefSeq names its product neural Wiskott-Aldrich syndrome protein. The record is from RefSeq and is a predicted model, not a curated record. Gene Ontology annotation, molecular function: small GTPase binding; actin binding. NCBI's taxonomy places the organism in Eukaryota, Metazoa, Arthropoda, Insecta, Coleoptera, Curculionidae. Bases 112 to 1431 code for a protein of 439 amino acids. The transcript is spliced from 8 exons. Gene Ontology annotation, biological process: actin filament organization; regulation of Rho protein signal transduction.